This is a messenger RNA of Glossina fuscipes, 1536 nucleotides long. RefSeq names its product tRNA (cytosine(72)-C(5))-methyltransferase NSUN6. Gene Ontology annotation, biological process: RNA methylation. NCBI's taxonomy places the organism in Eukaryota, Metazoa, Arthropoda, Insecta, Diptera, Glossinidae. The record is from RefSeq and is a predicted model, not a curated record. Gene Ontology annotation, molecular function: RNA binding; methyltransferase activity. The transcript is spliced from 2 exons. Bases 64 to 1368 code for a protein of 434 amino acids.
AAAAAUUAAUGUGAAAUUUUUUCUCUACACAUAAACCCACAACACACACAAAUCACUUAAAAUAUGUUUUACUUGAAAUCACCUUUAUUUCACUGUCCACUUGUUGAACUACAAUUGAGUAAACGGAAUUUUGAUCUUACCUGGCUAUGCACGGCUCCUUCAAUUACUACUUACCGUGUUAAUCUUUUACAAACUACAACUGAAUGCUAUAAGGAUUAUGUUGAAAAUUUACUAAAAGGACGUUAUAAAAGCUCCCCUAAAAUUUAUACUUUGAGUGAUUUACCGGAAGUAUUGUGCAUAGGAAGUGUAUCAACACCGGAAACGCUCAAACCGAGUAUGAUAGAACAGAGGGAAAUCAUAGUCGACGAUUGUUGCGGUGCUGCUGUACUGAGGGGUGCUCAUAUUUAUGCAGUGGGUGUACUGGCUAUGGAGUCUGGCACUAAACUCCACGAUAUUGUCAAUGUUUAUGCCGAUCUUACAGGGAAAUGUAAAAAAGGUACAAAUAUACGUUUUGAAUCUGAUAAAAAGUUGUACCUCGGCCAGGGACGAGUUUUAAUGCAACGUUAUCAAUUAUUUGGUGCUUCAGGUGCUAAAACAGGUAUAGCUGUUGAAAUGUUAAACACCGUAUCAAGUGUACCUUCAAUUGGAGAUUUAAGUAGCGCCAAAGCUUUAUUACAAAACUUACCCUCCAUUGUUUGCGUUAGGGUAUUAAAUCCACAAAAAAAUGAAAUAAUCUUAGACAUGUGUGCGGCUCCCGGUAACAAAACAACACAUAUAGCGGAAUUAAUGGAAGACAAGGGUGUAAUACUAGCUUUAGAUAAAACGGUAAAUAGAAUCGCUUUAAUAGAGGAAAAAAUCAAAAAAUAUAAUCUCAAUUCCAUCAAUGUUUAUGCUUAUGACGCCACCAAAUCCUUUAAUGGAAAAUUAAAUAGCGAAUCGUCAAAUGAAAUAAAACCGCCAUUUAAAGCAGAAACGUUUGAUCGUGUAUUAUUAGAUGCUCCUUGUAGCGGCUUAGGUAAUCGACCUAUAUUGGUAGUGAAAACAACGGCAAAAAUGUUAGACUCGUAUCCGAAAAUACAACGUAAAUUAGUAAGCAACGCUGUGGCGUUGUUAAAACCGGGAGGUUGCUUAGUAUAUAGCACCUGUUCUAUAAACACAUCAGAAAAUGAAGAAAUCGUAGCUUGGGCGUUGGCAAAACACUCUAAUUUAGAGUUAAAAGAAGCUGUUCCAAUUUUUGGUUCGAGAGCAUUGCCAUGUCAAGGAUUAACCGAAAGACAAAGGGAUAUGCUGCAACGUUUUUCUCCUGAUACCAAAAAAUUUGAUACUGUAGGUUUUUUUAUAGCUAAGUUCGUGAAGAAGCCUAUAUGAAACUCAGACAACACUUUUAUGUAUAAUUUAAUACCUUCGUGAAUAGCCUAUGUCAUUUUUAAAUGCAAAUAGGUUUAAUUGUUAUAUAAAAAUUCGUCUCCAUCUAUUUUAUUCAUUUACGCGCGACCCGUAAGUGACGAUAUCAUUAAAUGGUUUAGAACUUUCAAU